CCUUCAAGCUCUUCCCUUUCCUGCACCUUUUUUUUUUGUUUUUUUAAGAGUUUUUGGCACUAGGAGAGAAGAAACAAUCAAUGGCACCAGAGGAGAAUAGCACGUGCGAGCCUUGCAAAACGUUCGGGCAAAAGUGCAGUCAUGUCGUGAAGAAACAAAGAACCAAGUUUUAUAUUCUACGCCGUUGUAUCGCUAUGUUAGUCUGCUGGCGUGACAACAACCACGACCGCAACGACUCUUGAUUGCUUCUUUUUGGAUAAAUUAUUUUCCUUUUCUACUUAAUUAUU
Molecule: messenger RNA, 287 nt
Organism: Brassica oleracea var. oleracea
Lineage: Eukaryota; Viridiplantae; Streptophyta; Magnoliopsida; Brassicales; Brassicaceae
Exons: 1
Coding region: 81-242 (53 amino acids)
Biological process (GO): negative regulation of cell population proliferation
Source: RefSeq, a predicted model, not a curated record